Messenger RNA from Hippoglossus stenolepis (Pacific halibut), 964 nucleotides. RefSeq names its product anionic trypsin-like. Gene Ontology annotation, biological process: proteolysis. The transcript is spliced from 8 exons. Gene Ontology annotation, molecular function: serine-type endopeptidase activity. NCBI's taxonomy places the organism in Eukaryota, Metazoa, Chordata, Actinopteri, Pleuronectiformes, Pleuronectidae. Bases 10 to 939 code for a protein of 309 amino acids. The record is from RefSeq and is a predicted model, not a curated record.
AGACGCUGAAUGACAGCGAUGGCUCGUCUCACAACUCUUCUCGUUGCCAUGUGGCUUGGUGUGACAGUGAGCACAGUGGUUGAUCUGGAGAAGAGAAUCAUCGGAGGUCAAGAGUGUGGACCAAAUGAGCGUCUGUACCAUGUCCAGCUGAUAUCCACUGAUGGACAACACCAGUACCUUUGUGGCGGCUCUCUGAUCAGUGACCAGUGGAUUCUGACUGCAGCUCACUGCUAUAAGCCAGGACGGACGUUCACUGCACAUAUAAGCGUGCAUGCUGGUCCUCCUAAAAGAGUACGAAUCACAGAUCGACCUGUGAUCUUCAACGACGGCAAGCAACACGACCUCAUGUUACUGAAGCUGCCUAAAGCAGUUGUAGGUGUCAAACCUGUACGAGCUCCCGACUGUCAACAUCCUCCCAAGAGAGAUGCUGUGGUUCAGGUUGCAGGUCACGGUUCCACGAAGGUUGGCCCAAAUAAUGAAAGAAAACCUGGUUCUUCAGACACUCUGCAUUGUGCUGAUAUGGACGUCAUCGACUCGAUGGCUCGUCUCACAACUCUUCUCGUUGCCAUGUGGCUUGGUGUGACAGUGAGCACAGUGGUUGAUCUGGAGAAGAGAAUCAUCGGAGGUCAUGAGUGUGGACCAAAGGAGCGUCUGUACCAUGUCCAGCUGACAACCAAUCAUCGUACCUUUUGUGGCGGCUCUCUGAUCAGUGACCGGUGGAUUCUGACUGCAGAGCACUGCUAUAAGUCAGGACGGGAGGUCACUGCACAUAUAGGCGUGCAUCCUGGUCCUGCUACAGAAGUGCUGAUCACAGAUCGACCUGUGAUCUACAUCAACAACAGCAAGCAACACGACCUCAUGUUACUGAAGCUGCCUAAAGCAGUUGUAGGUAUCACACCUGUACCACUUCCCGACUGUAAACAUCCUCCCAACAUGUGAGUUCUCAUCCUUCCAGUGAACAUGU